This is a messenger RNA of Laetiporus sulphureus 93-53, 2183 nucleotides long. RefSeq lists its product as uncharacterized. The record is from RefSeq and is a predicted model, not a curated record. Gene Ontology annotation, biological process: protein O-linked glycosylation via mannose. Bases 104 to 1732 code for a protein of 542 amino acids. Gene Ontology annotation, cellular component: endoplasmic reticulum. Gene Ontology annotation, molecular function: protein O-acetylglucosaminyltransferase activity. The transcript has 4 exons. NCBI's taxonomy places the organism in Eukaryota, Fungi, Basidiomycota, Agaricomycetes, Polyporales, Laetiporaceae.
AACACUUUAAAGCAGACAGAAUCCACAGCGGCCUUCGUUUCCCUUGUUCAUGCCCCUCCGCUCGUAGGCUUUCCCUGUUGGGUUUCACUCGAUCGCUCACACGAUGGGUCUUCCCCGGACGCGUUCUCUGCGAGAUGUGGUCCUCAUCCUCCUCGGUGCAACGACCAUGCAUCUGGCAUCCGUCUUCAUGGGCUACCAGGAGCCGCCGAAUUCCAUAAUCGUCAGCACGCAGGUCAGCUCGCACUUCAUGGAGGAGUUUAACGCUUCCCUCAGUGGCCAAAAUGAGCUGGAGGACACGAAUUCGCCGAAGGAACGUGUGGAGCAGGCAGUCCUUGAAAAGGGGGGAGGCAUCCCGACGGUCGAUCUCGCCUACGACUUCCCUGAGACUACGAUAGUGUCGCAGGCUCCUGGAUGGACUGUCUUCCGCAAUCUGUACAUGUCGAACGGCACACUGUUCAUCGUCUCCUCUCACCCAGCCUCGUCAUUUCCUGACAUCAUGUUCAUGACAUCAACCGGUCUUUCGGCGGAGAACACACCAGAAAAUAUCGCAGCCCGUAUGCCCACAGCGGACGAGAUGGACUUCCUUACCCCAACCGAGGCGCGUCAGUUAUGGGGAGGCGACCCCACCGUGGGGGAGCGCAACCGCCUAUGGCCUGUGCAGGGAAACACGGUCCUCGUGAACGAACCGCCGCAAUUCCUAGACCACUAUUAUCACUUCUGUGCUGAACUGCUGUUUGGCGCCUGGGCGUUCUGGUCUGGUGCAUUCAACGCGGUGGUGGAUUCGUCGUCUGCAGGCGUCACGACGGCGCCGUCUUUCGACCGCAUGAUCUUCUCACAUGCUGACACACUCGGUUGGAGGGACCGUCCCGGGUUCAACGCGUACUUCCUCCGCGCGGCAUUCCCAUCCAUCACCGUCGAAACAGAGACAGACUGGGAGGACCGGAUAGCCGCGACCGCGUCCAACAAUCCCGCGCGCGCAUGGCACUUUGACACCGUCCUGCUCACGGACCGCUCCGCCGCGUUCCGCGGGGAGGCGUGUGGGUCGCGGACGCAGCGCAUCGCAGGCGAGGCGCUCGAGCACGCGCAGAAGGUUGGGACGCUGGCGAAGUAUUGGUGGGAGCCGGUCAGGCGGUCCGUCCUGCGCUUCGCUGGUGUAGGUGAACGCACGAUGGACAUUGGCGUGCGAGUGGACGCGGCGGCGUCUGCGCGGGGGAGGACGUCGCCCCAGCAGCAUGCUGCCAAUGCGGCACCGCUCGAUACGCCCGUCGUGGUGACCUAUGUCAGCAGGCAGGGUUCUCGUCGACACUUGAUCGGGGCUGAUCAUGUGGCGCUGGUGGACGCUUUGACGGAGAUGUGCAAGAGUCACGGCUGGGAGCUGAAUGUGAUGCAGGCUGAACGGAUCACGAAGGAGGAACAGCUCGAGAUAGUCGCGCGCACGACGGUUUUGAUCGGUGUGCACGGGAACGGCCUUUCGCACUUGAUUAUGAUGCCGGUUACGCCCAUCUCGACGAUCAUCGAGAUUUUCUAUCCGCAAGGUUUUGCGCACGAUUAUGAAUGGACAGCUUCGGCGCUCGGGAUGCGGCACGUCGCCGUCUGGAAUGAUACGUAUCACACCUAUCCCGAGCAGCUGUGGCCAAACUAUCCAGAAGGCUUCCAAGGCACCCAGAUCCCGGUUUACGCACCGACUGUUGUCCAGGUUGUCCAGGACCGCAUCGCGGGACGCAUUCCAUGAUAUACAGAGUAGCAUAUCGACUUUGGUUCUCCGUAUCUAUAGUGUGUGGCCACGGACGCUUCCUCAGCCUAUGCAAUUUUGUCAUAGACUUUACCAUGCCCUCAUCCUACAUUCUUUCCCGUCAUUACUCAAACAAACCCCCCUUUCCCCCAACUGUACCCGACCUAUAAAGGUUGAUUGCCUCCUGUCAGACUAACUUACCGUCGUAUCAGUACUUCGUUCCUUAUAUCUAUACGGAUACUCUUCGUCACUGGGCGCUUAGAUUUGUUUAGGGUAAUCUGUUCGCGUCCCUCUGGACUUUUUACGUACUAUACAGGUGCUAUCACUCGUCCCCGGGUCUGCCUCGUGUAAUGCCGUACACUAUAUACAACGUGACGCUGGUCAUCUCGCUAUGAUAUCUGGAUAUCCGCGUGGACGUGUAGCGUGAUGUAUGCUGGAGCGCCCCACUUUU